CAGCUGCUCCCUCCUAGAAUCCCCAAUGGAUUUCAAUCAGAAAAGCUUCCGCAGAACCCUGAGUUCUUCCUCCCAGGGCCCUGCACUCAGCAUAAGCAGCUCCAUAUACAGGAAGGGGGGCACCCAGUACCUCGGAGCCGCACCCAGCGUGUAUGGGGGUGCUGGAGGCCAUGGCACCCGCAUCUCAACUUCUAGACACGUGGUGAGCUAUGGGAGCGACCAAGCUGGAGGGGACCUGUGGGUUGGCAAUGAGAAGAUGACCAUGAAGAACCUCAAUGACCGCCUCGCAAGCUACCUAGAAAAAGUGCGGUCCCUGGAGCAGUCCAACUCCAAAUAUGAACUGCAGAUCAAGCAGUGGUAUGAAAGCAACACGCCUGGCAUCAGUCGGGACCACAGCGCGUAUCUCCAACAAAUCCAAGAUCUUCGAAAUCAGAUUAGAGACGCUCAGCUGCAAAAUGCUCGGUGUGUUCUGCAAAUCGAUAAUGCUAAGCUGGCUGCGGAGGACUUCCGGCUCAAAUAUGAGACUGAGCGGGGGAUCCGCCUAACCGUGGAGGCUGACCUCCAAGGCCUGCACAAUGUCUUUGAUGACCUAACCCUAACGAAGACAGACCUGGAGAUUCAGAUUGAAGAGCUGAAUAAAGACCUGGCUCUCCUCCAAAAAGAACAUGAGGAGGAAGUGCGGAGUCUACGCGCUCAUCUGGGCAAUAACGUAAACGUAGAGGUGGAUGCUGCUCCGGCCCUGAACCUCAGCGCCAUCAUGAAUGAGAUGAGGCAGAAAUACGAAGCCAUGGCCCAGGAGAACCUUCAGAAGGCCAAAGAACAGUUUCAGUCACAGAUUGAAACUCUGCAACAAGAAGUCACAGUGAGCACGGAAGAGUUAAAAGGAGCCAAAGAUGAAGUAAAGAAUCACAGACGCACCUACCAGAGCCUGGAGAUAGAACUCCAGUCCCAUCUCAGUAUGAAAGCAGCUUUGGAGCAUACGCUGGAGGAAACCAAAGCUCGUUAUGGUGCCUAUCUGGCCAAACUCCAGACACAGAUAAACUCCCUGGAAGACCAGCUGGUGCAGAUUCGGACCGAUACAGAACACCAGAUCAAUGAGUAUAAUAUUCUCCUUGACAUAAAGACCCGGCUUGAGCAGGAAAUCGCUACCUACCGCCGCCUUCUAGAAGGAGAGGACUACAAAACUACAGAGUAUCAGUUAAGCACCCUGGAGGAGAAAGAUAUAAAGAAAACCAGAAAGAUUAAGACGGUUGUGCAAGAAGUAGUGGACGGCAAGGUUGUGUCAUCUGAAGUCAGAGAAGUGGAAGAAAGUAUAUAAACGGUUGUCAGAAGAUGCUGCUG
Molecule: messenger RNA, 1341 nt
Organism: Phacochoerus africanus (Common warthog)
Lineage: Eukaryota; Metazoa; Chordata; Mammalia; Artiodactyla; Suidae
Gene: KRT20
Product: keratin 20
Exons: 8
Coding region: 26-1318 (430 amino acids)
Molecular function (GO): structural molecule activity
Source: RefSeq, a predicted model, not a curated record